AUGGCGCAGCCUCGUGCGUUGACUCGAAGUGGUUCCUGGACCCCUGACAAGGCUUUCGAGAUGCUAAAGCCACUGUUUGGAAACACCGCAUCGGCAUCGCCAGACAAGGCGGCAUAUUCGCGUGGUAAGACAGAACCGAAGGAUGUGGACAAUGCUAGGUUCCUGGUUCAGUUUAAUUGGACGGAUCAUUUGCAGGUGGUGCUCCAGGAAGGCAUUGACCGGCUGAUUGUCGUCAGCAGCGCAUCCGUGACCAGACCAUAUGCUCCUGUGGGGCUGCUGUUGAACACGUUGACGGCCCAGAUGCAGGAAAUGACAACAUUAGAUCUCAACAAGUUCAUAAUGUGUCAAGCCGCUGUCGCGGACCAGGGCGAGAACCAGGUCAAGGAGCUCUUCCAAGGUAGUUCGUGCGAUUCUUACCUCACGUCGUCGUACACAAUCGUGAGGCCAGGCGGACUAACCAAAGACCCAGCCGACGGCUUCCUGGAAUUGCAGUUCAACCAAGGCGACACGUACGUGGGAAACGUGUCUCGAGCAGAUGUGGCUGCUGUUUGUGCAGUUGCUGCCACAGAUCCCUUGAACAGUGGUGCUGGCAAAACGUUUGAGAUGUUCAAGGCACGGACGCGGCAACCACUGCUGCCUUGGUACCGCGGCAAGACGAGAUACGUUGUCGGAGGCAACCGUGAUUGCGCGGCCAUGCUGGCCAGACUCAGGCCCGACAAGGAAGUGUAUGACGUUCCCGGCAUGCUGCCCAUUUCACUUGCUGACUUCAAGCUAGGAUUGCCUGAGAAGUGA
Molecule: messenger RNA, 792 nt
Organism: Symbiodinium natans
Lineage: Eukaryota; Dinophyceae; Suessiales; Symbiodiniaceae
Source: the annotation of a GenBank genome assembly